Molecule: messenger RNA, 3976 nt
Organism: Nothoprocta perdicaria
Lineage: Eukaryota; Metazoa; Chordata; Aves; Tinamiformes; Tinamidae
Gene: FAM174B
Product: family with sequence similarity 174 member B
Exons: 4
Coding region: 1-279 (92 amino acids)
Source: RefSeq, a predicted model, not a curated record
AUGGCCGUCGAGGCGAUCGGCGCCGCCCGCCUCAGCCCCGUGCCCGCGCUGCUGCGCGACCUCUCGGCGCUCAAGGCCGCCGUCAUCGGCGCGUGCGCCCUCACGGCCGCGCUCAUCGCCUGCCUCCUGCUGCGCGUCUUCAGGUCUGGCAAGAGGAUUAAGAAGACCAGGAAGUACGACAUAAUCACAACCCCAGCCGARCGGGUGGAAAUGGCUCCUCUGAACGAAGAAGACGAUGAGGACGAAGACUCAACAGUGUUUGAUGUGAAAUACAGGUAAAGCAGUUCUGCAGACCGUCGGUGCCCUGCAAGAUGUCAUUCUGCUGUCGAGGGACCUGCUGAAGCCAUGACUGUGAACGGGGAGGCUUUCAUCUCUGCAGCGUUGAAACCAAAACAAGCCUCACCUCUGAGGAGCUGUUUGUACAGCAGGUUGUACAGCAGGAUCUUCUGACCAAAACGUCACCGUCCAGUUUCCUGGUUUCCAAACUUCUCUGUUGGAAUGACUAGAGUUCCUCCUUCCAAACGCCACUCCCUUGCUUUAAGAAGUUGCACCAUCACCAAGAGAUGCAGCCCUGGGUGCAGACUUGCAGCUCAUUAGGGUCUAAAAAUGUUCUGUAGGAGGAAAAUGAAAAGGAAGAUUGACUUAAGCUGCCCCAGGGACUUAUUUUCUAAAAUCUUAAUUCAGUUCUUCAGUCACUGUUAAACAGAUGAUAUGUUUAAAGAUCAGGUGUGUUUUUCUGGGCMUUACAGAAGUGACUUUCUGUCUAAGUGCUGAUGUAAGCCAUGCUGAAAUGCCACAUUAUGUCUAGUGUGGGGUUUUUUGGUGGUGGUGGUGGGGAUGGAAGAGGUUGAGGAAGAGGUUUUUCGUGUAGAAAAUAUUCAUGACUUGCUACUGACUUUUUUUUUUUUUUUUGGAAGAGUUACACUAAACUUUCAUAAUGACAUUUUCAUUGUCUAAAGGAGCUCUGAUCAGGCCAACUUAAAUAAAUGAGACCCCAGGGAAACAGGAAGAAUCACGCAUGCCCUAACCCACAACAAUAUUGGAUUAAAGAAGAUAUAUUUUUGUAAUUUUCUGCCCUUCCAACAGGGAGUAAAACAGCGUUUUAUACCAGCCUGCGUCUUGUGCUUGCUGUAAGUCAUCUAUAUUACACAAGAGUCCUCAUAUGAAAUGGUUAGAUUGCAGAAAGACAACACUACUUAUUUUUCAUGCAAGUUUCAUGUAAAUAAGACUAUCAAACUGGAAGUUUUCCCCUACUACCUGCUUGACCGAUCCAAUUUAACUCAAGGAUGUAUUUUUAACCCUUAGUCCCUGCUGUGCUUCCUGCUGCAGAGGUCAGAGCAGUGGAAAGGCACUCCGGGAAUUAAAUUUCCCGCAUCUGGAUGGGUCGCGUGCAGGAGACCACAAGCUCUCAUACAUUCCAGACCCUGGCUAGAAAGGGCAGAAGUAACUAGUUCAGUUCCUCUGCUUUGUGGUUUUCCCAAAACACAACCAGAUGAUGCAGUUCAGAUGAGUUUCCCCUUGACCUGUUUAUUCUCUAUUUCCUGCGCCCUUUUUUUCCUCUGGGGGUUUUUAAGCUGGCUGGAACCUUGCUUUUUUGGGGAUUGUGUGUUUUCUACUUGUUCUAGGAGUGUCCCACCAUUUGCUUGAGCCUGUAGCAGCCUCUUGCAGUUCAAGGAGUCUCAAGGAGACUGCAGUGCWUCUGGCAAACCACCGUCCUUGCAGUGGGAGUUGCCUUUUUUGGGAGGGUGAAGGGGAGGAGGCUGAUAGAUUUGACGCUUGCUGAGGACAUGAAGCUGCUUUGUCAUGAUCCCGUUACCUGUGCCAGUUCUGAGCGGUUCCCUUGGGUCCUGCAGUCACUGAAAGGAGGUGAAGGAUUAUUUUCUAGCAGCCUUGGGCUUUCAUCAGAGCUUGUUCCCUAUAGUGUAGCUCGUUUUCCCUAGCUAUGACUUGGCAAAGGCUCUGCAACCAAGCCAUCAGCCCGGGUGUAAAAAUCCCACAGCAGACUGUUGCAUUAGUAUUAGUCAUCAAGGCAAUAUAAAAACACUACAUUAUUUUCAUUCAUGGAAUGAAUUUGAGUCAUUCUGUGUUACUGUUACUAAGCAAUAUUUAACGUGUCAGCCAAGAGGUAAGACUUGGAGGAGCCAAGAGGUUCAUCUUCUCACUGGUAGGAAUCACCAUGUCCAACCGGCUGAGUGAUGCUGCAGGCUGAGAUGUAAUUUGGGGAUUUCUUAUUCUCCUUCGUACUCUUAUUCAAACAUGUUACAGGUUUAGGCUGGACGAUUCUGAAGGAAAUGCAAUAUCUCCUCAGGAAUAAAGAACUUGGAAGAGCAGAGAUUGAAUUUAGGCAGUUUGGGUCCUUUUGAAGUUAAGGUGGUGAUGCUGAAAGACAAGUUGACAGCUUUUGUUUGCCUUUGCAGAAGGGGAGCUAGCACAAAGACUGGUGUUGUCUGGCUUGCCGGUGACAASAGCCGUGUUCCCCCCAACCGGUGUCUCUGAGCAAGCACCAUGGCAUCAUGUGCCCAUGUUUGUGCCAGACCUGCUAAGCUGAGCAUCUGGCACUUGGGAAGAGUAGUGCAGAGUGAAUGAAACUUUUCACAAAGGACAGACAAACUAAUUAUGUAGGAGAGAGAUGAGAGGUAAGAGUGUUUGGAGGAUACUUCUUUCCAAGAAAGAAUCAACUCUUGAAGUUAGCAUGAGUUUUUCUGGUGACUUUUUGUGGACCCAGCCAGGUCACAUGCUGAGCUGGGUUGGCAAAGGCCAUCUGCUCCCCUUGCUUGUGGCUAAGAAUUGCACUGUUUCCAUAGUGCGACUGCAUCUCACUGUUGGACAGGGGUUGUAUUGAUGCAAGACACUAAUUUUAAGAUGCUGAAGGGAGCCGACUGCCUCUGGAAGCCUUUGGCUCCUCCUCAAGGUCCCGGGCCAGGUGCCCUAAGCUAAUAGCUUGGAGGGAAGCAGCAGCUGCUUGGUGGAAAACAAGACCCACCUUGCCAGUUGUUCCUGGUCUUAAAAACUCACCCGAAUGCUUGGUUCAAUACUCAGUUGCUGUUGCAAAUGUGAGGCAAAGUUUACCUCUCUACAGAAGUUGCUGUAUGUGAUUUAAAGUGUCUAGGUAAAUAUUCUAUAGCUAUAUUUAGUUAAGAUUUUUAAGAGCACUUGAUGUGACUCAUCUAAUAGUAUAUAUAUGAAUAUUUUUUUAAUGGUAGGAAUUAGUUUAAUACAUAGGUUUAAAUAAUUUGGAUCAUUGCGUUGAAGUAGGUUUAGGAGUCCAUUGGAGAAGAAAAAGCCAUUAACCACUACAUGAAUGUUUUACUUUCAUGUUCCAUGUAUCUUCUACUGCAGAAUAAAUCUGGUUGCGACUGUAAAGUUCCUUAGUAUUUGCUGCUGUUUCGUGUUGCACAGUCAGGCUUGCUUUGUUCAAGAGUGUUUUUUAAAGGUGUUUUUUGUUAUAGAAAAGAGAAACAUUUUCAUAGAUGUCUGCCUGCAGCUCAGCUCAUCUCUGCUUGCAAAACCCACCAACUAGGAGCAGAGUGAAGCGGAGCACGUGGAUUAGCAGCUGCCUCCUCUUUGGGCAUGCGGUGCCACGGAGGAAGAGCCCAGUGCAGAACUGCGGUGUCUUUCCUCUAACCACGGCCCAGGCAGGGGAGAUUCCAUCUGGGAAGGCAGAAGCCGUGUGUGCUGGUAGAACUGAGUCGGAAGUGCAUGGAUAGCUUUGGGUUUGUUUUUCCUUUUUUUAUUUUUCCCUCGGCACAUGUGGCRAUGACUGCAAACACUUGUCUAGAAGGCCAACUUGUACACAUGUCAAUGCUUAUCCCAAACCGACUUUGGAAGUGUAGCAAGCACUAAUGCACUUGAGUGAUUUGCUCAUAACUGUUUCCUCUAAUUCACUGUAUGUGGUAUAUUCUCUGCAGGGCUGUGGGCUGUGGUUUUCAUUAAAGCUUUUCUUUCUGUCUUUUGUUAGAGGAGUUUUGGCAUGAGU